GGGGGGGGGGGGAGGGGGCUGAACCCGGAAGUGGGUAGGCGCUGGAGCGAGCGCGCCCAGAGUGGAGCUCAGCGGCUGGGAGCCAGCGGGGGAGCCCUGGGUUCCCGACCAUGACACCCUCGGGCACACCCCUCCAGAAGCUGUUAUCCAAGACAAUCUAGUUUUUUUCUUUUUCUUUUUUUACAAUAAAUCCCUCAAGACACUUAUGAAGCUUCUUGUUCUGAAAUUGUUGUACUGCAAUGAAGAAAAGGAGAAAGGUUACUUCAGAUCUUGACGAGAAGAUCCAUCUAGGCUAUCGUAAAGAUUCUGCAGAAGGCAAUGUGGCAGUGGAGUGUGACCAAGUAGCCUAUGCUCAUCCCACAGAAAGACCAACUCCUGAAGCUCUUCACUGUUAUCAGGAACUUCCUCCCUCUCCAGAUCAGAGAAAACUUUUGAGUUCUUUGCAGUAUAAUAAGAAUUUGCUAAAGUAUUUAAAUGAUGACAGGCAGAAGCAGCCGUCUUUCUGUGACUUGCUUAUCAUAGUAGAAGGAAAAGAAUUUAGUGCACACAAAGUUGUUGUUGCUGUUGGCAGUAGUUAUUUUCAUGCGUGUUUGAGCAAAAAUCCAAGCACUGAUGUUGUCACCCUGGAUCACGUAACACACUCAGUUUUUCAGCAUUUGCUUGAAUUUCUUUACACAUCAGAAUUUUUUGUGUACAAGUAUGAAAUACCUCUUGUUUUAGAGGCUGCAAAAUUUCUGGACAUUAUAGAUGCAGUUAAGCUGCUGAAUACUGAAAAUGUUGCCACUUUUCAGUCUGAGCUAACUGAAAAGUCAUCACCAGAAGAAACACUAAAUGAACUAACUGGAAGACUCUCAAAUAAUCAUCAGUGUAAAUUCUGUAGUAGACAUUUUUGUUAUAAAAAGUCUUUGGAGAAUCAUUUGGCUAAAACCCACAGGUCCCUUUUGUUAGGGAAAAAACAUGGGUUAAAAAUGCUGGAGAGAAGUUUUUCCACAAGAAGAUCAAAAAGGAAUCGGAAGUGCCCUGUUAAGUUUGAUGACACCAGUGAUGACGAACCGGAAAGUGGUGAUGGGUCAGACAAUUUGAAUCAAGACAAUUUCGAAAAGGAAAAGUCAGAUAGAAAUGAUUCUGAGGAUCCUGGAAGUGAAUAUAAUGCUGAAGAAGAGGAGCUAGAGGAGGAGAUGUCAGAUGAAUACUCUGACAUUGAAGAGCAAAGUGAAAAAGAUAAUAAUGAGGCAGAAGAGGAGCCUGAGGCUGGUGAUUCCUUAGGAAAUAUUCAUGAGGGGUUAACUCCUGUAGUCAUUCAGAACAGUAACAAAAAAAUAUUGCAGUGUCCUAAAUGUGAUAAAACUUUUGACCGAAUAGGGAAAUAUGAGAGCCACACACGUGUUCACACAGGUGAGAAGCCCUUUGAGUGUGAUAUUUGUCACCAGCGCUAUUCGACAAAGUCUAACCUAACUGUUCACAGAAAGAAGCACAGUAAUGAAACAGAAUUUCAUAAGAAGGAGCACAAGUGCCCUUACUGUAAUAAACUUCAUGCAAGCAAGAAGACUUUAGCCAAGCAUGUUAAGAGAUUUCAUCCUGAAAAUGCACAAGAAUUUAUUUCCAUUAAGAAGACUAAGAGUGAAAGUUGGAAAUGUGAUAUUUGUAAGAAAUCUUUUACUCGAAGGCCCCACUUGGAGGAACACAUGAUUCUGCAUUCUCAAGAUAAACCUUUUAAGUGUACCUAUUGUGAAGAACAUUUCAAAUCACGAUUUGCACGGUUAAAGCAUCAAGAAAAGUUCCAUCUGGGUCCUUUUCCAUGUGAUAUAUGUGGUCGUCAGUUUAAUGACACUGGAAAUUUGAAACGCCAUAUAGAAUGUACCCAUGGUGGGAAGAGAAAAUGGACUUGCUUUAUCUGUGGAAAAUCCGUACGAGAAAGAACUACUUUGAAAGAACAUUUGAGAAUCCAUAGUGGAGAAAAGCCUCAUCUUUGCAGUAUUUGUGGGCAAAGUUUUCGUCAUGGAAGCUCGUACAGACUUCACUUGCGAGUACAUCACGAUGAUAAAAGAUAUGAGUGUGACGAAUGUGGGAAAACGUUUAUACGUCAUGACCACCUCACAAAGCACAAAAAGAUACAUUCAGGUGAGAAGGCUCAUCAGUGUGAAGAAUGUGGGAAAUGUUUUGGUCGUAGAGAUCAUCUCACUGUUCAUUACAAAAGCGUACACCUUGGAGAGAAAGUGUGGCAAAAAUAUAAAGCAACUUUUCAUCAAUGUGAUGUUUGUAAGAAAAUUUUUAAAGGCAAAUCAAGUCUGGAAAUGCAUUUUCGGACGCAUUCAGGUGAAAAACCAUACAAGUGUCAAAUUUGCAAUCAAUCUUUCAGAAUUAAGAAAACUUUAACGAAACACCUGGUUAUCCAUUCCGAUGCCCGACCUUUCAACUGUCAGCACUGUAAUGCAACAUUUAAGCGGAAAGACAAGCUGAAAUACCACAUUGACCACGUGCAUGGCAUAAAAUCUCCUGACGAUCCUCUUAGUACUUCUGAGGAAAAACUGGUAUCCUUGCCAGUAGAGUACUCAUCUGAUGACAAAAUCUUUCAAACAGAAUCAAAACAAUACAUGGACCAGCCCAAAGUUUACCAGUCGGAAGCCAAGACUAUGUUACAGAACGUGUCUGCCGAAGUGUGUGUUCCAGUAACGUUGGUCCCAGUUCAGAUGCCUGAUGCUCAGAGCGACCUGGUGCGCCAUACCACCACACUUCCACCCUCUUCUCAUGAGAUCUUGUCGUCACCACCGCAAUCAACGGAUUAUCCACGAGCAGCUGAUCUCGCGUUUCUGGAAAAAUAUACUCUUACUCCUCAGCCUGCAAAUAUAGUUCAUCCAGUCCGACCUGAACAAAUGCUUGAUCCUAGAGAACAGUCUUAUCUUGGAACACUAUUGGGCCUUGAUAACACUACUGCUGUACAAAAUAUUUCUAAUAAUGAGCAUCAUUCAUGAGUAAAUCUAAACAUUCCACAGACUUUUUUGAUGGUUAUGUGCUAAUGGUAGCCUAGAGCUGAUGGCUUUUAAAUUAGUAGAGCUGCUGUUUUUUCAUUUUCUCUCAUUUCUCAAGUCCUCAGAACUAUUUCAAAUCAAGAAAAAUAUGUAUUUCUGUUUACUGAACAGAUGAAUAUUUGGACACAUUUUGCGGUAUAAUAUUUGAAGUGAACAUUUUUAAAGAUUAGUGCUAAUUUUUAAUGGUUUCUCAAACUUUUCAAAAUUAUCAGCUGUUGACAUUCUGGGUUUUCUUUUUUUCAAAAUCAUCAGUGUAAAUUUUAGUCUUUAAUCCUUUUCCUCUUUGCUUUCUUCCCCAUCUUCCAAACAUUUAAGGACCAUGUGCCCUUUAAGAAAGAAAAUAAGAGCAUACUGAUAAUUGCAGCUGUUCCUUAUCUUAAGAUUCGUUAUUAUUUCUUCUAGAUUCUUUUACAUUGAAAUUAGGAAUUUGAAUUUAUAAGACAGCCUUGGAUAUUUCUGUUUUUUUUAAUCUGGCCAUAAUUUCAAGCUAUCAUUUUCCUUUUUCUUUGGACAAACUCCAAGCCAGAAAGCUAACUAAUGUAAGAUUAGCUUGUUAAAUGUAGAAUUGAAAUAAUUAUCCAAAUGAUUGGUUUUUGCCCAUGCUUCAAAUAUUAUGAAUAAGAAAUGCAAAUAUAGAUCUAGGCAUUAAAUUACACAAGUUGAAAAUGUGUUAAAAGCAAACUAUGACAGUUUUAACUAGCUAUCUCUCAAGAUAAGUUCACCUUUUGUAUUUUGCCAUUUAUUUCAGAAACAUUAACAACAUGUCACAGCAUAUAUCUUCAUCUCACUAACGGAGGGGCACUUGUAACUAAUUAAUGAAAUUUAAUUAACAAGCUACUUUUGGUCUCAUUUACCUUGGCUAACUGAAACUCUGGGAAACAGAACCUAGAUUAUUCAUAUAUAAUUGCUAGAAAAGGUGCCAAACAAAUUAUAAAAUUUGUGUCUAGCUGAACUUAAUGUUGUUUACUUUAAUUAAAGGGAACCACUACUUGUAUACAGAUUUACAUGUAAUCCAGAUCUUUAUUUUUGCUUUUUACAUAAGCCUAAUGUCUAAUUAUCCUUGAUUUUUAUUUUUGUAUGAGGCAAAAGUUGAGGACUUGUUGAAAGGAAAUAGCAGUUACAGCAGAACCUCACUGAUUAAAAUUAAUUGAGGAGAAAGUCAAAAUUAUAAAAUACCUUUAAAGAUGUGCACUUUCCAUAUUUUCAAGUCAAUUUAAACUUAAACUAGGAUAAUUUCCUAGUAGAGCUGCUUGAAGGAUUAGAAUAGGCAGGGUUGAUUUAUUAUUAGCAUGUCAUUUGUAUGUAAACUACUGGAAAAUAGCAAUUUUAAGAGUUUUCUAUUUCCGUUUUGUUUACACUCCUAAUUGCUUUAAGCACUUUUUUUGUGUAAACUGUAAAGUCUGGCCCAGCCAUUGUGAAAAAAAAUCACAAAUAAAAUAAUGAAGUUUUAGUGAAUAAAAUUUAACCACUUAUUGGGAAACUUGUUUGCUGAAGCACUUAAGAAAUUAAGGUACUCUACAGGAGCAUUCACCAUACUAGUGGAAAUAAAACAAAAGAAAAUGUUGAGAACUGAGGCAGUUAACCAAAGUAGCAUAAUAAUAAAACCAACCUGAGUUUUGCCUCAUUUAUCAAGGUUUGGUUGUAAUUAUCCUAGGACCAGUAGCUAUAAUUAAUGUAUUAAUUUUUCUUUUUAAAGAAUUACUACUUUUGUGUGGAAAUGUUAUAUCUGGGGUACUUUCAUGAUUGAACUUGACUAUAUGAGGUACUAUUAGUCUGUUAGUCUUUCAAAUUGACUUUUAAAAAUACGUAUCUUUAUGAUUUUUAUCAUAAAGACCAAUGAGACUUUUAACUAAAAAUUUACUAUAAUGAGAAGAAAUCAUACAUGAAAAUGUACCCUGCCUUACAUGUAAGCCAAUGUAGACAAGUUUGGACUUAUAAAAAGGCAAAUGGUAUAUAUGUGUAUGUGUAUGGUAUAUUAUAUGUUUGGUAGCAGAAAAAGAGGGUGUUGCAUUUUCACAUUGAAAAGAAUACUUUGCUUCGCAGGUAUUGACGUUAGGGUUCCUUUAAUAAUAAUCUCUAAUGCUUUAAAUAUGUGAUUUGAUGGUAGGAAUUGGUUUACAGUAGAGAACUUUUCUGGAAUACAUCUCAUAUAAAGUGAAAUAUAAUUAUAUUUACUUAUUAUUGUACAUAACUUAAACUUGAAUAGUGGUUGACUGUUGCAUAAAUUGCUUUUACAGUUAUCUCACGUAAACCUCGUAGCCGGCUCUGGACUAGAACGGACGUGCUGUAUCCCCGUCUUAGAGAGGGAGUCUGGGGGGAAGAUAAAGGACUCAGUGCGGCUCGCAUCCUCGGGGGCGGAGCUGCCCUUAGGGAGAGAACACCACCUUAGUGAGUGCUUCCUUGUGCCAGGCGCGAGGCAGCACUCUCGUGUCAUUUUACACAGUCCCGGAGGCAGGUAGUGUGAUACUUAUGAAGAAAUCGUCUCAGCGAGGGUGGACACACAAAAACAUCUGCUGCCUCUAAUUUCCCGAUUAGAAUAUAAGAAAUUUUUAAAUUGUGAAAACCUCAUAGAUUUGGGCAAACUGAAUGUAUAUAUAAGUUUUUGAAGUUGGCACAAAAAAAUAUGAAGUGAGGCCUACUCUUUUCAGUUAACCUGUUUGUAAUAUUUGAUUUGGAGUAUUUUGGACAAAUGUUCCAUUACACUCUAAAAUCUAUUAUUUCUGCAGCUAUACUUAAAAUUUUGAAUCUUGCAACUAAGUUUAGCCUCAUUCAGAAUUUUUUAUUUUAUGAGCAUAAUUUAUUGUUUUAAAUUAAUUUUUUAGCUGAUAGCAGUUAGCACUUAAUAUGUAAAUUGAAUAAUUUAUCAAGUGUAGAAACUUGUUAACCUAAUCAGUUUUUACGUAACUACACCAAAGAUUUUUAGUAGGUAUUAAAUAGUUUAAAAGAAUUUAAAUUCUUUGUUGUUUGAAUACAUAUUUGUCCAAAGAAGCACAGUUGAAGUCCUAGGAUUGUGGAUUUUUACAAAAAUCGUUAGUUUGAAUACUAAAAUUAAGUAUUGUUUAUGUUAUAUGUAUAAAAAUAAGAACAGAAGAAAAUACUCUGGGAAUAGUCAUACUGACAAACCAAUUACAAGUAAGAAUACUCAGUUUUUCUCAGUUUAAUUAAUUGAAUGUUAUCUUUUAUGUGGACACUAUUAAAUGGUAAAUAAGCUUAUUUUUUACACUACUCUAUUAAAAUAAUUUUGCCUUAGAAUUUUUUUUAAGACACAUUGAAGUUGUUUUUGUGAGAAACCCUACCUAUUUUUUGCAGCCUAAAAUACCAUUUUAAGGUUAGGGUUUGUUUUUGAUGCCAGCAAGAUUUAACCAACAACAGUAAAGGUAGCGACUUUUGCAUACUUUUGAGUAAUUUAGUCGUUUAUUGCCGGGAGAAGAGAAGUAUCAGGAAGAGGGUUUUAAACUGGUGCUUUAUUUGAGUAACUUCCCUUUAAGUGAUGGUAGGUCGUGCGAUAGGUACGCUAAUAAUUUUCUGUCAACCUUAAAAGUGUCAAAACAUCUUUGCAGAGUGACUAUAAACUGUUAGUUAAGGGCUAAUAAGUAAUUAAAUAUCAUUCAUUGCUUUUGAGUCUAUAAUUGCAAAUAAAUUAAAAACACAGUUAAACUGGUAUGUUUCUAAGUUUGAGUUUUCUUUCUACCAGAUCAUUCUAACAUGUCGUUGACGAAAAGUCCGAUGUGGAGCAUUAGCUCUUUGACAGUGUCCUUUGACAUAAACCCAGUCUCUUCUGGAUUGAAUGCUUUGUGCCUUUUCAAUGUGUUGUAGUUGCUUAGAGUUGAUUCUGCUGGCUAGACUGUACUGGUUAAUAAACGAUUUUGAUUUUUUUGUUGUUGUUAUGGGUCUUAUGUUUGUGUGGCCUGCUGGUCAGGCAACACUUUUUUUUUAGGUUGAUUUGUGUUUAUGUAGGGCAAUUGGCACUAAGUACUCAUGUGAACAUUGUUUUUGUUAAAAAUCUCUAUUGUGGCCUUUAUUGUUACCGUGAAGCCACUCCUGGGCCUGUCUCUAGAGGUUUAUUAGAGGAAUCUGGCAAAUAAAAUGAGUCGUGUGUCUGCCUCUGUCUCCUCCUCUCACCACUCCCCCCUUUUAUUUUUGAUAAUCAGUCCCCAUAACCACGCAGCUCUACACCGAUGGCUCCUUAUUUCAGUUUGCCUAAAGCUGAGCAAGAGGUGGUAGUUUGAGAUGAGGUUCCCUUUAGGAGCAGCAACAUCCCAGCCAAGGUACAACUUGAGUUGGUGAACUCAGGAAAAAUUACGACUUUCCAAGUCAUAUUUGGAUUAUUCUAAGAUUUCAGUGCCAAAUUUAAAAUGACUGAAAAUGUAUUCUUUGCUGUGGAGCAAGUAGCAUUUCUAAAACUUCAAAUGGUAUUAUGGUAAAUGUUACUUGCUAUUAGAGUGAAUAAUGGAUAAUGUGAGAAUAAUUUUCUAAACAGUUUCUAGGAACUAUAGACAAUUCUUAGAUCCUCCCCUUUCUUUUGCACAUUCCUCUCUUGGUAAAAUCUAUAGUGGCUUUUUUUGGGGGGGAUCUCCCCCUUGUUUCUUCUAAAGUUAUCUUUUAUUUUAUUAUGAUAUACUUUUAUCAUAGAAUAUCAGCAUGCUUUCCACUCUUCCUCUCUGAAAGUAGCAUUAGUAAGAUAGAAGUAAUAGGAUUAGGUUGUGUGGAAGAUGAGAGAAAGAAGAUUUUGGUAGAGCGAGUGCCUAUGUUUUGUUUACUCUACUCUUCAUGUUUCAACUUGCCGUGUAUUAAUCUUAAAUCUAUGACUCUUGAAAAAUCCCCAAAUGAUUUAAACUUAGCCUCUGCAGCCACGUCCAUAAAGAGAAGUUAAGAAUUGUAUUCAGAGAAUAGAGGUUAUACAAAGAUGGACAUACCUUUUUUUUUCCCCCCAAAUUCUUAGGUACAGAAGUAAUUUCAGUGUUUGCGUUACUGUUGGAGAUUCUAAAGCAUUUCUUGAAUGAAGAGCAUGUACACUUCUCAUUGUUAUUGCACCUCUUUGCUUGAUAUUCCUGCUUGCGUAAAGUGUACUGUGGUGUAAUUACAAAAUUUUUAUUCCUUCCAACAAUUGGAUUUUUCUCAUCCCUAUAUAUAACACUGUAUUACAAUUCAUGAAUGUGGCUGCCAAAAAAUGAGUACGGAGGGGGGCGUUUAGCUGCUCGACGUUGUGAAGUGAAUGUUCUGGUUAAGGGGAUUUAUGAUGUACAUUGAAAUGGAAAUGCUUUUGAACUUGGUUUUCAGUCUCAAAUCAUAAUUUUUUGUUUUUAAGGACACUUUUAAAAGCAAUUACAAAGAAAAAUCUAAAAUAUCAAAAUUCAUUAUUUUGUCAACUGUGUGUAAAGUAUCUUGUGAGUUUUAUAGAUAUUUUGGCUGUCUCGUGUUUCUUAAGUACAAAUGUCUUUAUAGAAAAAUUCAUUUCUCUGUGAAGAGUAGGAAGUAUAUUGUAUACUGAACUAGUUCUUUGUGUUAUUUUGAUAUUUAAAAUAAAUAUAAAGUUCUUUGGUCCUAA
Molecule: messenger RNA, 8577 nt
Organism: Equus caballus (horse)
Lineage: Eukaryota; Metazoa; Chordata; Mammalia; Perissodactyla; Equidae
Gene: ZBTB41
Product: zinc finger and BTB domain containing 41
Biological process (GO): regulation of transcription by RNA polymerase II
Molecular function (GO): DNA-binding transcription factor activity, RNA polymerase II-specific; protein binding; RNA polymerase II cis-regulatory region sequence-specific DNA binding
Source: RefSeq, a predicted model, not a curated record